Messenger RNA from Emiliania huxleyi CCMP1516, 918 nucleotides. RefSeq lists its product as hypothetical. Gene Ontology annotation, molecular function: actin filament binding. NCBI's taxonomy places the organism in Eukaryota, Haptophyta, Isochrysidales, Noelaerhabdaceae. The transcript has 5 exons. Bases 1 to 918 code for a protein of 305 amino acids. Gene Ontology annotation, biological process: barbed-end actin filament capping; actin cytoskeleton organization. The record is from RefSeq and is a predicted model, not a curated record. Gene Ontology annotation, cellular component: F-actin capping protein complex; actin cortical patch.
AUGUCGGAGGAGGAGCUCCUGCCUGAGCUCACAGACGCGGAGAAGCGAGAGAUCGCGAGCAACUUUGUGCUCAACUCGCCGCCGGGACAGACGCAGAAAGUGGUUGAGGACGUCACGAAGCUGGUCGGUGCCGACUGCCUCGACGCGGCCUCGCUGGAGGAGAUGGUGAUGCGGGUGAACCGUGACAAGUUCCUCGCGGUCGAGGUGCCCGGCGCCGGCUACCGCGUGCUGCUGACGCCCGAGGGGCAGCUGGGCGGCGGGCUCACCUUCCUCGACCCGCAGGGCAGGCAGGCGCUGCUCAUCUCGCACGCUGAGCAGCGCUGCACGGGCGUCAAGGCGCUCGACGCCGCGACGAGCGCCGCGUGCGAGGGCGCGGAGCGGGUGCGCGCCAGCGUGCACGCCGCCAUGUCGCGCUACGCCGCAGACAAGCUGCCGGACGCCACCGUCACCACAUACGGCUUUGUGCGCGGCGGCAAGCAGCGAGUCUGCCGCAGCAGAGCUGCAGAGGCCUCUCCCUCACCUCCCCCCCGGAGCCUGCGCCUGGUAGGCAAGCAGCAAGUCACUUGCUGCGUCGGCCGGUGCAACAUGAACCUGAGCAACUACUGGCGGUCGAGCUGGACACUCGAGGUGUCCGAGGGCGCGGCGUCGGGGCAGCUGUCCGGCUCGGUGGCGUGCAACGUGCACUACUUCGAGGACGGCAACGUGCGCGGCGACGUCGGCGCCGCGUUCGUGAGCGCGGUGUGCGAGCUCGAGGCCGGCUUCCUCGGUAGCAUGGAGGACAUCUACACCACUCUGUCCGAGUCGGUCCUCAACGCGCUGCGCCGGCGGCUGCCAAUCACGAGGGUCAAGUUUGACUGGGACAACAAGGCGUCCGUGCACAAACUGGCCACCGGCCUCAACGCCUUCAAGAUGGGCUGA